GUUGACAAACGUUACCAUAAGAUUGUCGGGUCAUGGGACAGUGAAGAGCACUUAGCAGAAGGCACAGAGAUUUUAUGCGGGAUGAUAAGGGAAAUCCAGAAGAAAUUCCCUACAUGGACAAAGGAACAGCAGCUCAAAGGUGGGAUUUCAGCCUAUAAUGCGGGACCUAACAACGUCCGGAACUAUGACAGAAUGGAUAUUGGCACAACACACAAUGACUACGCCAAUGACGUGGUUGCAAGAGCCAAGUUUUAUAAGAGAAAUGGAUACUGAGGUAUCUGAGCGAUGAUUAGAUUUGAGCCACUGAUUGAAUAUUUUGCUUCUAAUUAAACAAAGAUUUUAUCGGCUUCAGAUUUUAUCUAUCAAUUCAUGCGUCUAACAGCAGUACAAAAUUGGUUGUUAACAAUUUGCAGUUUUGGAAUUGAGUAUUGGCAAUAAAUAUUGUGUAUGUUUAAUC
Aptenodytes forsteri (emperor penguin) is the source of this 457-nucleotide messenger RNA. Its product is annotated as lysozyme g-like. NCBI's taxonomy places the organism in Eukaryota, Metazoa, Chordata, Aves, Sphenisciformes, Spheniscidae. Gene Ontology annotation, cellular component: extracellular region. Gene Ontology annotation, molecular function: lysozyme activity. Gene Ontology annotation, biological process: defense response to Gram-positive bacterium; peptidoglycan catabolic process. The annotation marks the transcript as partial. The transcript has 2 exons. The record is from RefSeq and is a predicted model, not a curated record.